AUGAACAAAAGGUUAAAUGAAUACUCUUUGCAGGUUUAUCGAGCGGUUUGCUUGGUUAUUGUAUUGUGUUAUGUUUGGUGUAGUGCAUGUAGUGGUUCAGAAGACGUCGGUGUGUAUAGAGACGCCCAUGCGAUACAACAAGCUAAUAGAAUAGUAGAUAUGAUUGUACCUUUGCUUAACUUGCAUAUAAUUCAUGAGAAACGAAUAGCCCUAAUCAAGGAGCACAAUCUAAUCCAAUACACUGCUAAAGCCAAGGAACAAGAGGGUUCUAAACAACUGAGUCUAAGUCGAAUUAUUCGUGGGUGCUUCGGCCCAAUUAUGAUGCUUUACAAACGUAUAACAAACCGUUCGCCAUCUCUAAUAGUCAGAGAAGUAUUGAUACAGAAAAGUGCAUCAAUAAUAGUCCAGAAGCCACUAGACUACUUAAAGAGCUGUAUCAAUGGAGAGAAUAUAGACAACGAGAACUUGACUCAAAUGAGUGAGAUAGUAACCCUAGUAAAACGACUGAAUGCCAUUAAGACUGACCUAUUGAUUCUAGAAACACAAUUACAGGCUAACAAACUCAAGCGAAUACCAGCAUACCUAGAAGAAGAGAUAGCCACGAUUGAAACCAAACUAAUUAAACUAGCCGAACGUUACGAUUCCAAAGCACUAAACAAGCGGGGCAAAGAGGCUAAGAAAGAAGAAGAAGAACUAGAGCAAUUGUCGAAAAAGGGAGAUCAUACAACACUAACCGAACUACUCCUAAAGUCGGACAAAGAGAUAGAAAAAAGAGUAUCUAAUGAUGAGAUGGCAAUGCUAGAUAAGGCCAAAGCAAUUAUAGACGGUACGGCUACAGAAGCAGACGAGGUGAUAACAGGUAGUAGACCCACAAUUAUAGGCAUGUUAUACCGGAUGAUCUGCCGCAUGCUAACUCAACCCAAUAGACAUAAAGAAAUGAAGGCCCGAAAAGCGAUUGAUCCCAAGUUCAUAAACUCACAACCAUCCAUCUUACCAGCCCGACUAAACACCUCCCAAACAAAUAAGCCUGACAUAAACAACACACUUCACCUAAAAGACAGCACAAUCUACUCUAUUUCCACGUUCUACAAAACCAAUCAUUGCUUAAGUCCUAUACCCCGUGCUCUCAUUUUCGAUCAGGAACCAAAACCGAUUGAAGAACAAAUGUCAUUUUUUGAUAAGCGUGAACUUAAACUGCCCGAGUUGAAUCAAAAGGAUUGUACACUUAAGUUAGACUCAGAGCAAGAAACGCUUCUUCGGAAGUUUAUAAGCGGCGGGGUCAAGUACGUAUUAGAAGAAGAAACCCAUCCUGUUUGGAGGAUGUUUGAUAUCAACAGAGCUAAUCAAUCCAAUAAGUACGGACUAUCUGGUACUGGGCCGGAAGAUGACUAUUCGGUUUUUCUGGACCUUGAUUGGAAAGAGAAUGAAUUGAUGAAGUUACUAGAUGUCUUAAAGAAGUUCAGUCAAAUCACACUCGAUGCGGAUAGGGUUGAGAUAUUGAAUCCUCGCGGCCCGGCCGGUUUGUUAGUCCUAGCCCAGCUCCUAACACUGUUCGAAACCCCAGGGUCGAAUGCUACGAAGAGCCCUUUUAAGCUUACUAUCACUUUGGAGUAUACACCUUGUCCAUUUUCUGUGCUAUCAUUCAAUGAUGUUGAUUUACAAAGCCAGUUCCGAGACCAGAUCGAGAAGAUCGAAGAGUCGCGAUACAUUGUCGAGUUGUUUCUCGACAAUCUCACAUCAGAUAUACAGAAAUUCAUUUGGCCACUAGUAACCCACUUAUCAAUAACCAAACUAGGCCUAGUUCGCCCCUUAAUGGACAAGAUAGACUUUCUUAACGAUGUCAACUGGAGAGACCGAUUCACCCUCAUGUUAAAUCUAGACUACCAAAAGGACAGUAUUGUUAGCUUAGGAGGCAGAACUGCGAAAGGCAAAGAUCUCCCAACUUGUGCUUAUCUAUUCGUUCACACUAACUUUCCAAAUCAACACAAAAAACGUACUAACUGCCCGAGGGUUUAUGUUCUAAACCUUGAUGGAUACCUCCAACCCCAUUCCUCCGAUAAGAAAGACAAACUCUUAACUACAUCAGUAAGCUUGACUGUUGAUGUUUUAUUAUCCUAUGCAUUCUUUGGCCUUAAACAGUCCGUGACUGUCCAGACUGUGAAUAUAGGUGGUAUUCCGAGCAACUACACCAUUAAUGACAUUGUCUUUCUUAGGCAGCAACUAAUUAAGUUUUACGACCAACCGAUUAAGUUCUACCAACAUCUAGUUGAAUUCUCCAGCCAAUCGAUUAAUUUAUAUCAACAACUACUUGAAAAUGACAAACAACUAGCUAACUUCUACCAACAAUUAACCCAAUUCAACAACCAACUGACUGCUCUCUACAAACCAUCCAGCAACCUUAACUUACUUAUCACCCCCAACCCCGGCAAAGGCUUAUUCAACUUUUCCAUCACAGCCCGUAAUCUCUAUUGGACUAUUCCGAAAGAUUCUACCAAACGCCAAGCCCCAGAACCAUUCUCUAACCUAAUAAUCAUCGACCCCACCAUACCCCGAUCAAAACCCAAACCUCGACCAAGGAUUAGCUAA
This is a messenger RNA of Nematocida homosporus, 2586 nucleotides long. RefSeq lists its product as uncharacterized. The transcript has a single exon. NCBI's taxonomy places the organism in Eukaryota, Fungi, Microsporidia. The record is from RefSeq and is a predicted model, not a curated record. The coding region runs from base 1 to 2586 and encodes 861 amino acids.